Prorocentrum cordatum is the source of this 555-nucleotide messenger RNA. NCBI's taxonomy places the organism in Eukaryota, Dinophyceae, Prorocentrales, Prorocentraceae. The record is from the annotation of a GenBank genome assembly.
AUGCGAGAGGGCCUUGCUGCACAGGGCGGAGAGGCGAGCAUGCGAGGCUUCUACGAGGCCUGCUUCAACGGCAAGACGUGCCCACUGAGGCUCAUCUGCGAGCAGUGCGGCACUGUGGCGCGUGCUCUUGCCUGUGGGUCGUCCUCCCAGACGUGGCGCAGCUCGGCCGACGCUCUCGGCGCGGUGCUGGGCCCCGCGUGCGUGCAGGGCUCCCACGCCGCGGAGGUGGUGCGCGACCUGUUGCCCACCCCGCUGAUGGAGCACUGCACCGACCUGGACAGGUGGGCGCCCGUGGACGAGCCCACGCGCCGCUGCCUCAACAGACUCCACGGCCGGGCCCCGGCCGCGGCGCCGCCCGCCGACCAGCUCCUCCGGGAGCUGCUGGCGGUCUUCGGCCGCCGCAUGCAGCUCUGGCCGGCCUCCAUCGCCGGGGCGCCCAGCGUGGAGCUGGGGCUGCCCGAGCUGCGGGCGCAGCUCGCCGAGUUCGAGCGGUACCUCCGGGCCAGGGCCGGCAGGCCCGAGCGGAGCACGUUUCACCCCCGCGCGGCCCUGUGA